AUUAUGUUGUUUUUGGUGGCUCUUCUUCCAGUUGUAUUGGGCAAUGACUGUAAAUUCAUGCCAUUCGACUGCUCUGACAUCUAUAAGUCAGGACAAAAAAUCAGUGGGAUUUAUCCCAUCUAUCCAACAGAUGACGUUCCUGUCUGGGUUUAUUGUCAGAUGAUCUCAGAUGGGAACGAUGAAGACAAAGGAGGAUGGACGGUGAUUCAGAGGAGAGUGGACGGCAGUGUGAAUUUCUAUCAGCCGUGGAAUCACUACAAGAGAGGAUUUGGAAAUGUGGAGAGUGAAUACUGGCUGGGGCUGGAGAACAUGUACCAGCUGACACGCAACAGUAAGUACAUGCUGAGAGUGGAUCUGGAAGACUUUCUUGGAAGGAAAGAUUUUGCUCUGUUCUCAUCCUUCUCUGUGGGUCCUGAAGCUGAUGGGUAUAAACUGCAUGUUUCAGGAUUCAAGGCUGGAGGAGCAGGCGACUCUUUAACCGAACACAGCAAUCAGAAAUUCUCUACCUUUGACAAGGAUCAAGACUCUAAUGCAACUAACUGUGCCAGACAGUAUCUCGGGGGAUUUUGGUACAAAACGUGUCACGCAGCAAACCCCAAUGGUGUGUAUUUAUGGGGUGAAGAUUCCACUCAUUAUGCCAUUGGAAAUAUAUGGAAGACCUGGAAGAACAGUUUCACUGUUGGUAUGAAAUCCAUCAUCAUGAAGAUCAGACGUGUAUCUUAG
Sinocyclocheilus anshuiensis is the source of this 723-nucleotide messenger RNA. Its product is annotated as microfibril-associated glycoprotein 4-like. Lineage: Eukaryota; Metazoa; Chordata; Actinopteri; Cypriniformes; Cyprinidae. Gene Ontology annotation, biological process: elastic fiber assembly. The record is from RefSeq and is a predicted model, not a curated record. The transcript is spliced from 4 exons. The coding region runs from base 4 to 723 and encodes 239 amino acids.